Messenger RNA from Engraulis encrasicolus (European anchovy), 1665 nucleotides. It is a transcript of the gene irx4b, whose product is annotated as iroquois homeobox 4b. Gene Ontology annotation, biological process: neuron differentiation; cell development; regulation of transcription by RNA polymerase II. The coding region runs from base 27 to 1328 and encodes 433 amino acids. Lineage: Eukaryota; Metazoa; Chordata; Actinopteri; Clupeiformes; Engraulidae. The transcript has 5 exons. Gene Ontology annotation, cellular component: nucleus. The record is from RefSeq and is a predicted model, not a curated record. Gene Ontology annotation, molecular function: RNA polymerase II cis-regulatory region sequence-specific DNA binding; DNA-binding transcription factor activity, RNA polymerase II-specific.
CUGAGCUGUAACCUCUGUCUUGGACCAUGUCCUAUUCGCAGUUUGGAUACUCGUACACAACUGCACCGCAGCUGCUGAUGGCCACCAAUUCUCUUAGCACCUACUGCGAGGCCAACAGCAGAUCCCUGAUGGAGCCCAGCCUGGCCACCUCGCCGCAGAGCUCGCUCUACUGUCCCGUGUACGAGAGCAGGCUUCUGGCCUCGGCUAGGCACGACUUGAACCCGGCCACCGCCAUUGGGGUUUACGGGAGCCCAUACUCCAAGACCCAAACUUACGGGACAUACACCUCUUACGGAAGCGACGCAACUUCUCUGUAUUCGCUGGGGAAAUUGGAUAGAAAGGAAGCAACAACAACUGCACAACCAGGAGUGGCACAAAGUGCAUAUUACCCAUACGACCACACGUUCACUCAGUACUCCAAACCUCUGUACAGAUAUGGGUCUGUUGAUGUGGCCACAAGGAGGAAGAAUGCCACCCGGGAGACGACCAGCACCCUGAAAGCCUGGCUGCAAGAGCAUAAGAAAAACCCCUACCCCACCAAGGGCGAGAAGAUCAUGCUCGCCAUCAUCACGAGAAUGACCCUCACUCAGGUGUCCACCUGGUUCGCCAACGCGCGCCGGCGACUCAAGAAGGAGAACAAAAUGACCUGGUCACCUCGGACCAAGAAUUCGGACGACAAGGGCUGUGAUGACGACAGCGACGACGCAGAGGAGGAACAGCAGCCGGACAAAAUGAAAUCCGGGAAGGAAAUAAACGAGAGCACAGAUCUUGCGCAAAGCGAUAUGGAGGAUUUUGAUCUCACCGAGUCGGAUGGUUCCGAGUGCGAGGUCAAGCGGCAGUUCCACGUGAUGUCGCACUCACAGGGACGUUCUAGUGGCCGUACCGAAGAGGGCCCUGCGGGUGCGUCCUUGCCAGAAACCUUCGGAGGACACGAGGGCUUUCAUAAAGAAUGUGCAAGAUCACUCGCACCGGACAGCGAGACUGACAAGUUGUUUUACCCACAAGAUCAGCAAAGAUCAGGGCCCAAGCCUAAAAUCUGGUCCCUGGCACAGACAGCCAUUUCCUUGAACCAAACAGAGUAUUCGUCUUGUAUGCACAGAGGCCAGCCGACCAACCCACCAUCUCCAGCCCCUGUCCUGGGUGUGCCGGACAGACCACAGGACUCGCCCGUCGCCACUCUCAGGAACUGGGUCGAUGGGGUUUUUCACGACCCCUUGUUUCGACAGAGCACUUUGAAUCAGACUGCAUCAGACUCUGUGCUGUGGAGCGGGGCAGGCCUACCCCAGGACAGUUCACUUGGAAAUGUUACGGCUACACAGCUAAGUUGAGAACAAAAUCUAAACAUUGUGUUUUCCUUUUUUUAUAUGAAGGCGCAUCAUUGUGUCUGCCUGUUACAUGCACACAAAUGUCACCAGGCGUGAAUGCUGAAAUAAAAUUAUUGUUGUUUAUUCAUUUGAGGGAGAUGCAGUGACGUGGGACAGAGAAAUUGCCAAAAACGUUUUAAAAACAAACAAAAAAUAUGCUUUCUUUGCUUUGCAGGACACGUUCCCACUUUUUUUUUUAAACUGGAGGCAUGUGGGCACAAAAAAUCAAAAAUGUAAAACGUGCAUUGUCUUCCCAGCCAUGUCAGUAGCCUACAGCACUAUUGUUUUCAACAAUACGCCU